Molecule: messenger RNA, 6119 nt
Organism: Carcharodon carcharias (great white shark)
Lineage: Eukaryota; Metazoa; Chordata; Chondrichthyes; Lamniformes; Lamnidae
Gene: pard3aa
Product: par-3 family cell polarity regulator alpha, a
Exons: 25
Coding region: 288-4406 (1372 amino acids)
Biological process (GO): establishment of centrosome localization; cell adhesion; establishment of cell polarity
Cellular component (GO): adherens junction; cell cortex; apical plasma membrane
Molecular function (GO): phosphatidylinositol binding; protein binding
Source: RefSeq, a predicted model, not a curated record
CCACUCCCACAAACAGGAACAGGUGGCGGCAGGCGGAGGCGCCGCGUACAACCCGAGCGGGCUGCUCGCAACACGAUACACCAUGAAAACCACUUCGUUUUAUGCGGCGAGGGCCGGGGCGGAAUAAAGAGUCAAGUUUGCACAGGGGGGAGGAGGAGGAGGAGGAGGAGGGCGAAAAGGAAAGAAAAUCUUCCUCCUGCUUUAAUCUGGGCUUGGGCUGACGCUCUUCAUUUCUGUUUCGGAGAGAGAUCCUUGUUGUGUACAUAUUGUUGUUCCCGAGAGGAGUAAUGAAAGUGACCGUCUGCUUCGCGAGAACCAGGGUGGUUGUUCCUUGUGGAGAUGGAGCCAUCACAGUGCACAGCCUGAUCCAGCAAGCGGUGACCAGGUACCGCCGAGCCAUCGCCAAGGAUCCAGGCUACUGGGUACAAGUGCAUCGUUUGGAGCACAGUGAUGGCGGCAUCUUGGAUCUUGAUGACAUCCUCUCUGAUGUUGCUGAUGAUAAGGACCGACUUGUUGCCAUCUUUGAAGAACAAGAACCCCAUCAUGGUGGCGAUGGUACUAGCGCUAGUUCAACUGGCACUCAAAGCCCAGAGAUAUUCGGCAGUGAGUCUGCACCUAACUCCUUGUCUGCGUUUCAACCUUAUCAAGCAUCAAGUGAAAUUGAGGUCACACCCUCUGUACUUCGAACAAACAUGCCACUUCACGUGAGACGCAGCAGUGACCCUGCAUUGAUGGGUCUUUUGUCUUCUGUAACGGGACCUAACCUUAAUCCAACGGAGCCGUCUCGCAAAAAUCCUACCCGUUGGUCUACAACACCGGGCUUUCCAAAGCCAAGCCAAACAUCUAGUAGCCUUGACAGAAAAAAGAAAGAAACAACUCCGAGGAAUCCAAUGAAUGGACAGGACAACUACAGGAGUUUACCAAGAGAUGCUGGCCAUUGGUCAAAUCAGUUUCAGCGAGACAAUGCCCGAUCUUCUUUAAGUGCCACUCAUCCGAUGGUGGAUAAAUGGCUGGAAAGGCAGGAACAGGAGGAUGAUGGAACAGAAGAGGAGAGCAACAGGAUCGAGCCAGUUGGACGUGCUGAUUCCUGCCUUGAGCAUGGACAGAAUUUUUCGCUCGGUGAUGUGCUGAAGCUGGUUGAAGUCUCUAACGAUGGAGGGCCUUUGGGAAUCCAUGUAGUGCCUUUCAGUUCCACAGUGGGAAGGACCCUGGGGUUACUGGUGAAGCGCCUGGAAAAAGGUGGUAAAGCUGAACGGGAAAAACUGUUUAAUGAGAAUGAUUGUAUCGUCAAAAUAAAUGGUGGUGAUUUGCGAAAUACACGAUUUGAACAAGCACAACAUAUGUUUCGCCAAGCCAUGCGUUCACACAUUAUUUGGUUCCACGUGGUCCCUGCAGCGAAUAAAGAGCAAUACGAACAAGUCUCUUUUGCCGAAAAAAAUACCUAUUAUUCCAAUCGAAUCAACACAGAUACUCAGCCCAUUGAUCGAAAGAGUGCUAUAAAUGCAAGCUUUGAUGAAACACCACAGAGGUUAUCAAGAACAAGCACUGAGACCGAUCACACUGCUUCCUACUCUCAUCUACCUCACAAUCAGAACUCGGUGUCAAAACCUCCGACAGGACAGAAUCUAACUCCCCAAAGAUUGAGUUCUACACCCACCACAGGAUUCAGCACCAAAAAAGUAGGGAAGAAACUCAACAUCCAGUUGAAAAAAGGUCCUGAAGGCCUCGGAUUCAGCAUCACGUCACGGGACGUCCCUGUUGGUGGCUCAGCACCAAUCUAUGUGAAAAACAUACUUCCAAAAGGUGCCGCUAUCCAAGAUGGCAGGCUGAAGGCAGGAGACCGGCUUCUGGAGGUAAAUGGUGUAGAUCUAACCGGAAAAAUACAAGAGGAAGUGGUAACGCUGCUGAGGAAUACUAAGAUGGGUGGCACCGUCAGUCUGCUGGUUCUCCGGCAAGAAGAAACUUUCCUCCCCCGGGAGCUGAAAAAGGAAUCAAGUCAGAUGCAGGCUCCAAGUGAUUUGAAAGCAGAGGAUGAUGACUUGGUGCUUACACCUGAUGGUACCAGGGAGUUCCUGACUUUUGAAAUUCCUCUUAAUGACACUGGAUCUGCAGGCCUUGGGGUUAGUGUCAAAGGUAAUAGAUCAAAGGAAAACCAUGCUGAUCUGGGCAUAUUUGUGAAGUCCAUCAUCAAUGGAGGAGCAGCAUCUAAGGAUGGUAGACUUAAUGUGAAUGACCAGCUGAUAGCAGUGAACAGUGAAUCAUUGUUGGGAAAGACAAACCAAGAUGCCAUGGAGACACUCCGGAGAUCCAUGUCCACAGAGGGAAAUAAAAGGGGAAUGAUCCAGUUGAUUGUUGCCAGGAGGAUAACAAAACACAAUGAGCUCGAGACACCUGGGAGUCCCCCUGGGCUUGAUUUGCCUAUUGAUGCUGUGAUGGACGACAGAGAGCGAAGGAUUUCACAUUCGCUUUACAGUGGAAUUGAGGGACUGGAUGAGUCACCCACCAGGAAUAUUGGGUUUAACAGAUUGAUGGGUAACUACCAUAUGUCUCCAACGGUGAACAUGACCCAAGACGACAUUGUUAUUAUUGAGGAUGACAGACCACCUGGCAAUCUUCCUCGACUGUCCAACCAGUCCUCUGUGGGUUAUCAUCAAGAAAUGAAUUCUGUAACUUCUGGUCUGUGGGUGAAAGAACCAGAUAAAGAGAAAGCAGAUGGUGUUUUAAGUCCAGAUGUCGAUCCUGCCAUUGCCUUCCAGCGAGAGGGAUUCGGACGUCAGAGCAUGUCUGAAAAACGUACCAAACAGUUUGGAGAUGCCACUCAGCUGGACUUUGUUAAAACACGAAAAUCUAAAAGCAUGGAUUUAGUAGCUGAUGAGACUAAUCUUGAUUCCUUGGCUGAACAGAUAACCACAGGCUCCUCGACCAGGGAUGUUGGGCCUUCAUUAGGACUGAAGAAAUCAAGCUCGUUAGAAAGUCUGCAGACAGCAGUUGCUGAAGUAACUUUGAAUAGUGACAUUCCUUUCCAUCGCCCACGACCGCGAAUCAUCCGAGGGCGAGGUUGCAAUGAAAGUUUCCGGGCUGCCAUUGACAAGUCGUACGACAAACCUGCAGAAGAAGAUGAUGAUGAUGAAGGGAUGGAAACAUUGGAAGAAGACACAGAGGAGAGCUCCAGAUCAGGCAGAGAGUCCGUAUCAACUGCUAGCGAUCAGCCAUCGCUGCCUGGUGGACAUCCGACAAGCACAAUGGAGAAACAGGUCAAUGGUUCCAGAGGCAAAGAGGAGAGAAAGAAAGAUAAGAUUGGGAAAGAGAGAGAAAAGAAGAAAGACAAAGAUAAAGAAAAGGAGAAAGAGAAGAAUAAAGCCAAGAAAGGGAUGUUGAAGGGUCUUGGUGACAUGUUCAGGUUUGGAAAAUACCGCAAAGAGGAAAAAGUUGGGAAGCUUGAUCGUAAAGGGUCAAACAAGGGCAAGGUGGAAGAAACUCUGCCAUCUGAAGAUGAGCGGACACGAAUGAGACAGGAGCAGGAGAGAAUUCAGGCAAAACACCGUGAAAUUCGGGAGCGGCAGGCCCGGGAACGAGACUAUGCAGAUCCACAAGAUUUGAAUAGAACCUAUGGAUCUGAUGAUGACCCAACAUAUGCUGGCAUGAGUUGGUACGAAUCUUCUUUAGACAGCAGGCACAACCUGAUUUUAAAUGCUAGACCACAGAGUGCAAGAGAAGAAACACAAUCAACAGAAGCGGUGUAUGCUCAAGUGAAUAAAUCAAGGAAUGGAAAAAUUGCAACUGCGGAAAGUAACAGACUCGCUCCCAGUAACCACGAUCGGAUACAGAAGCUAAGAAACGAAUUUCAACAAGCAAAGCAAGAGGAGCUAGAGGACCGGAGGCGUACAUACAGUUUUGAACAGCCUUGGCCCAACUCUGGUCCCUAUGCUCAAAGUGGUCGACACUCUGUGUCUGUAGAGGUUCAACUGCAGCGCCAGAGACAAGAAGAAAGGGAAAGCUUCCAGCAGGCGCAGCGACAAUACAGUUCAUUGCCACGGCAAAGUAAAAAGAAUUCCAGCUCCAUGACUCAGGAAGCAUGGGAUAAAGGCUAUGCCCCUGGUGAUGGUUUCCAGAGCGCAAAGGACAAUCCCAGAUACUCAAGUUAUCAGGGCUCUCGGAAUGGCUACCUAGGACAUGGCGUUAAUGCACGGGUUUUGAUGGAAACACAGGAACUGCUACGCCAAGAGGAACAACGGCAGAAAGAUCAGCCCACGGAAGGGCGUAAUAACUACGACUCUUACAAAACCAAUCCCAGCUAUAGCCUUCCAAAAGGCCCUUACAGGCAAGACGUCCCUCCGUCCCCUUCUCAGGUAGCCAGGCUGUCCAGAUUACAAAUGCAGGACAAGGGACGGCCCUUCUAUCCCUGAUGUGUAGUUAGAACUUCAACAUACAAGGCAAUAAGUCACUUUUUUGGGGGAAAAAAAAAAGUUAAAGAGCUUGUUCCUCUGAAUAUCAAAGGAGAAGGACUUCAAAUCCGUAGCAGGUUUUUUGCGAUGAUCACUAUUCCAGUGCCUUCAGUAAUUUGAGAUAAGACUCACUGGCCUUAAUCUGCCUCCUUCUGUCUGUCACAUUCAUCAGUCGAUAAUACAGAAAGACUUUCUCACAGUUUGACAAUCAGGUGGAAGCAGAAGAACAAGUGUGGUGUCAUGAGGAUCUAAUCAUGUGAUUCUCCUCCAGACAGUGUGACUGAUUUUUAGCAAUUUAUAGCUGGAUUUAUUCUGCUACCUUCACAAUGCCCUUCUGUUACUGUAUUUGUGAAAUAUGUGGCCACCAUUCCCCCCCUCCCCCCGCCCCAAAAUGUAUACAGAUGCUAAGCUGGGCAUAAAAUGAUGCACACAGGAAUUCUGUUACAUUAAUCCCUAGGGGGCAAUUUCACAUGUGACAUGUACUUCAAUAUUGACUAGAAAAUGUUCUGUGGUUCAUUGUCCUCGAUUUUAAUAUUCUUUUCUUGGAGAAAUAUUGUCUACCUUUGAAUGGAAUAGGUCGUACUUCAAAAAAGAAUUAAUCUUGGUGUGCUUUUAGACUAUAAUGUUUUAAAUCUGAUUGAGAAAACCCGUGGACAUUGUGGAAUAUGUUAAAGUGCCCAGCAUACCACAUUACCAUUCACUUAUCCUUCUAGUUCAUUGAUGGAGAAGAGGAAUAACUGCCAAUAUUGUGAUUUCAGGGAAGAGAGGGUGGAUCCAGCAUUACUUACCAUUUUUUAGUACGAAUUCUUCCAUAUCUCAGUUCUGUUUACAGCUAAUAACCUACAGAGAGGAAGUGUUAUCCCAAAAUGAAAGAUAUAUGAAUAUGGAUGGCUACUGUAAGCCCUCGUGGCAACAAGCAGAACAAUGCUUCUCACAUCAGGCUAUUGGGAAAUACGGAGCAAAAUAAAGAAGGGAAAUACAAGAUGGGUUUUUGUGCAAGUCUGUAACACAGCAAAUCUGUUAGGUUAAGAGGAGACCACCGUUUAAUGCUUCCAGUGCCCAUUCUAUCUUUGUAUUGCACCAGAUGUGAGUGGUUAUAUAGUUACAGUGAUGUCUGUGCAAGUUCAAGAAAGGAAAAGAAGAAGCAACAAUUUUGUUUUAUAUAUAUAUAUUAUAUAUAUAUAAAAAGACAUGCAGAUAAGUGACUUACAUUUUAUUAUUGCUUUUACUGUGAUACCCUAGUGUACGUUUGGGAAUUUGGAAAGCUUUCCUUUAAACAAUUGUUUUAAGAGCUUGACGUUCCAUAAAUUGUGUGGAAUACAGAGGUUGGAAUAAUUAAGUGCCUACAGUUCCAUAUGUGAGGAGAAUGAAUUUAGGUCAGUUCUCACACACUAACCAUAGUGUGCACUGCAUGAAUCAGGAAGACUAUGCCUAUUUCUGUUUGGCACUUUUGUUUUGUUGUCAAGCUGUUUUUGGUCUAAGUGAAACCUCUGCACAAUUAUUGAUGUCUUGUUUGCCUGUUUGUCAUUGCCUUUAUUACAAUUUUACUAUAAUGUUUUAAACAAAAUGUAAACACAGUGCAAUCAGUUUUUAAUGGCUCUUUUACACAGUGUAUAAAACAAUGUAAGACAACUUUCUUGUACAUAUCACUUCAGAAUAAAAAAAACUGUUUCA